This is a messenger RNA of Pocillopora damicornis (cauliflower coral), 18501 nucleotides long. RefSeq lists its product as uncharacterized. The record is from RefSeq and is a predicted model, not a curated record. NCBI's taxonomy places the organism in Eukaryota, Metazoa, Cnidaria, Anthozoa, Scleractinia, Pocilloporidae.
UGAGGCAUCAGAGCUCCCCCAUGGAGAUUUGAAAGGGGAGGAACAAGAAGACGCCAAAAGAAAGAUCAAUGACGAGAGGGACGCUCCAGGAGAAACAUCUGAUGAAAGUGAAGAACAGCUGCACCAUAGCUUGAAAGACGAAAAACUAGAUACAGGUAUUCCUCAAGAGGAGAUAAAUCAGGGUGACGAUAACAACCACGAGGAUUCUCUUCAAAACAGCAAUAUUAAAAAGGACGACUCGGACGACGCGGACAAGAGGUCAGGGUUGCCAGCUAAACGUCAGGAUGACGGCUCUCCAAAAAAGCCUCACCGCAACGAGGGAGCAAAAGAAGAGGAGGCUUUCAGAGAAAAUGAAGAUGAAAAUGAAGAUCAAGAAAAAGAGCAAAAACCCGAAACAGAAAACUCAGUGGAUAGGGAGGAGGAAUUAGGAAACAAUGAAUCUAUUCGUAGCAGCGAAACGUGUGGCGAAAUAAACAACAAAGAUAAAGAUAAACAACAAUCUGAAGCACAAGCUGUCGAUGAAGACAGUAUCCCGAUGUCAGAGCAUUUCGAUGACACUAAAGAGGAAGACUCGGGGGAUAAUCAGACAGAGAACGAAAAUGGGUCGUCUCAAAUGGAUGGAGAUUCAAAAGGAGACAGGAGUGAAAAAAAUGCUCCUGGUAAUAUGAAAGAUGAAGGAACAACAGAGGAAGAAGCAUGCGAAGAAAGAGAUGGGACCGAUCCUAAAGUUUUGGCAAGCGAGGAGAAAGCUUGUAUUUUCAAGAAAGAUGCAGCAUGCCAAACUCUCGAUAAAAACGACGCGGUUACUACUGGCCAUGAAAUGGAAAAUAAAGAAGAUGAAGGAGGAACUCAUUCGGAGGAACGCCCACCUAGUCCUGAAGAAGCAAACCCAACAAUUCAACCCUCUCUUGAGUCAGGCGAAGAAGGUGAGAGCCUAGAGAGAAAUAAGGACGACAAAAACUCGGAGAAACCCGGUAGUGAGAACAUAGUUGAUUUUUCGGGAGAUGUCAACCAUACUGACUCCUGCGAUGCACAAUCCCGAACAGCAGACAAUGCUGUGGACGAUAGGUUAGAAUUGCAACGAAGCAAAUCUCCAGUUGACGACAAAGAUCUCAUAAGGCAGCUGGAUACAAGCAACAAAAUGCUACAUGAUAAAUUCAGUUUGCUUUGUGAAUUAGUAGGGAAAGAAUUUGUCGAAGAAAUUCCAGAACUUAAGAACGGGAAAGUAGAAGGUAAAGAUCUAUUACAAAAUAUGAAUGAUCUGUACGUGGAGAACGAACAACUUACAGAUGAACUGAAACAAGUCGAUGUUCAGAUAAGAGAACUUGCUGCAACAGGAAGUGAUUGGUCAGCAGAUCUUAACAAGCAACUGGAAAACGAGGAAAUUGAAGUGUUGCGCUCACUGGGAGAAAUUGAAAAAUGUUUAAGAAGGAAUGAUGAUAGAGAGCUAACCGAGCAUCUUCUGAAAGAAAAAGAGAACGUCUGUACAAAACUUGAUGAGAUUAGCAAUCUGUUAAAUGAACAGAAAGAAGCAAUGGUGGAGUUAGGAAGCAAGGAGGACAAGACGAUCUCUGGUCUCAUGUGUAAGAUGGAUGUUUUAAAAGAUGAUCUUAAUGAGAAAGCACAACAACUUGAAUAUAAAAGCAAGAUGCUAGAGGCAGCAAAGAAAGCGUCGGGAGAAGAAAACGAAGACUAUCAGAAAUCUUUGACUAGUCUGAAACUUCAGCUCGCAGCUUUAGAGGAAGGCAUUCCCGAAACCAAGAACAAUGGGUAUCCUGAAAGACAGAGUAAUGACGAAUUUCCUACUGAAAUGAUGUCACUUGUUAGAAGUAAUGCAGACACAGAAAAGAAGAGAGAAAAGCUUGAGAAGGAAAUAAAAAGGACGGAAAAUGAGAUUGAGAGAUGUAGCAGAAUGCUAGGAAAGAGGGUCAACAGAUUGAGGCCCUUUAAGAGAAAACUAGCACGAAUCAGGAACUCUCUUGAUUUAAUGGGCUUGCUACCAGGUAACGAGAGCGAAGACGUACCGAAAGAUCCGACGGAUCAUGUCGAUGACCUUGUACACAUUGACUCUAAGCACCUUUUGGUGGAUGAGAAACGACCUUUCGAUGAAGCCGAAGGUAUUAGAGAAAAAAAGGUAGAAAUAAAGACUGAGAGUGAAGAACUGGACUUAGCAAAUAAUAAAAUUGACUUGCCAUAUGAGCUUAAACAGGAACUUACCGAUAAUAUCACGACAGUUGAGAAAGUGGGCGUCGCUCAACGCUAUAAGGUCGCAGCUGAAGAGGAAUUACAAUGCCUGAAAGAAAAAAUCAAUGAAGAAGAAAGUAAACUGAGAGAGGCGGGCUUCAGCGAUCCAAUACAAAUUAUUCAGGCUUUGGAGGAAAAAGAAAAGUUAUCAAGAGAUAAAGUCAAGCUGGAUCAAUUGCUUAAGAAUAACUCAAUUCGUGUGGAUGAACACAACCCCGAAGUUAAACAGCUAGAGGUCCUCCUCUUGAAGAGAGAAAGUCUGAUGGAAAAGAUUCAUGCUCUAGAUGGUGAUAUUUUUCAAGAACAGCAAAAUUUCAUUAAUGCAAUGCAGUUCAAGAAGAAUGGGAAGAUAAAUAGAGAAUCAGACUCUAAUAUCAAGGGGCUUAUAGAGAGUAAAGAAAAUUUAAUUUCAGAACUAAAGGGUACCAAUGACAAGAUAUUGCAGAGUCUCAGCACAAGCGGUCUAAGAGGGCCACAAUCGGAAUUCAUAGAAGAGCUUGUUGAAAAAAAGGUUAAACUUGAAGACGAGAUAGAUAAACUUCAAGAUGCGAUAGACGAUGAAACAGCACGGGCAUCUGAGAUGUUGAUUGAUCUUCUUAAACAGAAAGCUGGAGUUGCCAGAGAUUUGAGAAUUGAUACAGAACAUGCAACGGACGUGGUACAGGGGUUACAAGAAAUAAUUGCUGAUCAUACCAACAAAAAAAAUGACGAGAGUAUUUCUGACGAAAUCCAAACAUUCGUUAUGGAAGCACGUUUAAUUCUUAGUGCAGAGGCAACACCGAUGGUCAAUGAGGAGAGAGAGGAACUGCGCCAAAAACAACAAUUGAUGGAAAACCUUGUCAAAGGAGAAGCUGAAAACCUUACAGAGGCAAAACGAAAGGGGCAAGAUCUUACUGAGAUCGAACGUGCUCUUAAACAUAUAAUUGAAGAGAAGUUACCUGUAGAUUCACGACUUAUGGGGAUGGAUGAGCUCGAUGCUAAAGAGGAUAGAUUUAAGUUACCUUCUAAACUGAGGAAACAGAAUGAGAAACAAGCAGAUGCUGAACAGCGAGCAAAAUGCCGAGAUGAUGAUAGCAACACUUCAAGGCUGCCGACCAUUGAUGAUGCACUGUUAGAAAAACCCAUUCAAGAGACCCAUGAAGAGCAGAACGAAAGAGGUGAAACAGAAGUACCUUUGUCUACAGUUGGUGAGAAAUGCGAGAAAGAGAUGGGCACUGGUAAAAUAGAACUGGGUGAAGAAAUCGAGGAAAAGCGAAGAGAACUAGAAGAAAGCCUUUCUCAAAUAGACAAUCGCCUCGAAGUCAUAUUGCUAGGUUGUGACCCUUCAAAUGAGCCCAAAACGGUUGUUCUUGAAGGAAUAACAACUCUGAUUGCCAAAAAGGCUAAGCUACAAGAAGACCUUCAACAAACUCAACGUUUUGAAGAUUUCCUGAAGCAAAUGGAAUUUUCCUCUGGGGAACAGUGCUCUGGCCCUGAAGCAAACAAAGACCGCCAUCAAAGAAAAAUACAGCUUGAAAGCGAUCUUAAAAAGCUGAAUGAUAUGAUUGAUGGUAGAGAAAGGAAAAUUGAAAAGAUAGAAGCGAAAAAAGACUCUAAGGAGGAACAAUUGAAGAAAUUAAGGCUCGAAAUAGGGGAAUUAGAUGAAAUAAUGAAACCUUUGAAGGAAAGGCUUAGAACUGCAAAGACAGAAGUAGAAGCUGCUUUGGAGGAAACGCAAGCUAACAUUAGUGAACAAGAGAAGCUCUCUGGCGAAGAACAGGUGGCACUACACCAAGAAUUGGACGUUUUACAGAAUGAGAUCGAACAAGGCAACCAGAAGUUACAAGAAGUAGAGGGACAAUUAGAUUUUCUCAAGAAAGAGGUCAAUGAAAGUAAUGAUUCCAUUCACGCGGACAUUCUUGACCUUAAAAAGUUGCUAGUUGAAAAAGAGGAUUUAAGAGAUUAUUUGGCCGAAAUCGAUAGAGCUCUUGAAAAUAACUACGAGAGCGAUUCGGAUGAACAGGAACGCCCGACCGAUAUUGAGGAACUUCGCGAAAAAAGAAAGGAACAAAAACGCCAUUUGGAUGAUUUGCAAAACAAAAAGGCAAAUUUACGCGUAGAAUUCGAAGACGAGGAAAUGAACGAAGUCAUGGAAGAUUUAAAACAGCAAAGGAGGGAACUUGAAGAGCGAAAAGAGCAAAUCUCUGACAAAAUACGCGGAUCAGGAAUAUUGAGCAAAUUAGCUGAAAAACUAGGGAAAAAUAGGAACUCAAUACCGCGCUAUUACAAUCACGAUAUUUUGGAAGAAAUGGCAAGAGAUGAAAAGACGCUAACAGAGCUGAUGAAAGAACGGCAGGAUUCAAAACUGGCUGCUCAAAGACAUAGCGAGAAUUUGAAAAAUAUGAUGGAUUUGCUGAGUUCUAAAAUUGGUGAAAAUCUUGUCAAUUCCCUCGCAACAGUUGAUCUUGAAGGAUACAAGCCGGAGGAUGAAAAUCAACACCAAGCAGUGAUCGACGAGAUACAAGCUAACGGGGUAACAAUCAGUGACAUACUCACUGAUAUGAACGAAGAAAAUCAACAACUCAGCGAUAUGAAUGGCGAACUUAAUUCAGAUUUGGAAACACUUAAAGAUAUGAUUGGUGAGGAGCUACUCGAUGUAUUGUUAAGUGAAAGACUACCAAGUGAAGCGGCAGAAUUUGCAGACGUUGUUGACGCGGUGCGGAACCGAGGAGAGACUUUGGAAAGUAUAUUGCGCGAUCAGAGAGGCAAAGAAGAAUUAGUUGGGGACAUGCUUGGUAACGACCUGUUACGUGAUAUCUUGAGUAUGGAAGACAAACCACACAUUAGACAGAGACCCAAUCCUCAUUCGAACAUUUCAGCUAUUACAAUCAUGAGAAAUUAUGGCGAGGAUCUUGAAAAUGUAAUCGGGGUGUACGAAAAAGAGCUGGAUAAUCUAUCCCAAGAAAAUAGCUUACUGAAGGAGAGACUGGGAAAAGAUCUUUCUAGAGCUCUCCUGCAAAUGGGUAAAACAAGUGAGACGCCUAUUAGUAUCAAAGAUACCGAACAGGAAAUGCCACCUGGGGUUCAAGACGUGAAAAGUGCGAGAGGGGAAGAGCUUGAACAGAAGACAUUGGUUGUAGAAAGUGAGUAUAGUAGUCUGGAAGAUGCAGAUACUGAUAUCACUGCUCUUGAAGAUACCGAAAGUGAAAUCAGAAAGAAAGGAAAAAAGAGAAGAAGAAGGAAGACGAAAGGGAAAGCUGGAUUUCAUGGUGCUCCUAAAAACGAGACUCUAGAAAAUAAAGACCACAAGAGUCAAACAAAUGCAAGCUUUUCUGAGGAAAUCCUGAAUGGAGAUAAAUAUAUAUUGGAAGAUACAGAACAAGAUAAAAGAUCAAGUAUUGAGCCAAAUGAUUUACCACCAGUACUAGAUAACAUUUUUGCAUCGCUUUUCGAUUCUUCAGCCGAUAGACACGUUCUUGAUUUGGCUUUCGAGGAAGAAGAAAUAAUAGAAAAACCACUCAAUGCACCGCUUAUAAUGAGAGCUAGUGGGAAAACACUCGAAGACGUCAUAGCUCAGUACGAAAGAACUAUUGAAAAACCAGUAGAGGAAAUAGGAGAGCAUGAAGCGAGGAUGGGAGCAGAAUCGCCAACAAGAGUGAAUGAAGCCAGAAUAGAAGAGUCAGACGACGUUAGUGUGACGAACGAAACAGUGGAGGGUAUCUUUGACGCUCAGAAGAAAAACAUGGAAAUGCUAAAUAUCCUGAGGGAAAGGCUUGGAACAGAUCUUGUUAAUGCCUUGAUCGAUGAUAAAGAAGGAGAUCACCUAGAUGAUCUUAUGAACGAUGAAGUUGAAGAAAACAACAUUGAGAUGCAUCAACAACAAUCUGAAAUCACCGACCAACAACAAGAGGACAGAAAGCCUCAAAGCGACGAAGCAGUAUUCUUACAAGAGGAAAGAAUCACGGACGUAAAGGGCGAUAAGGGAAUCGCAUCACAGAAAAACCAACCAGGGGAUGAUACCUCAAACAAGAAGGUUCUGAGGGCACCUAAUAUUGCACUGGAGAGUCAGAAAACUCUUGCUGAUGUUAUAGCAUCUUAUGAAGAUGGACUGGACUCUUUGCGGUCUAAAUUAGGACCAUCCUUGACAAACACUUUACUAGGUUUGGAAACACUGAGUACUAAGGAAAGAGGCGACCAAGAAGGGGCGAAAGUACCUCAAAUAGGUCUUGUAUAUGAAGAAAUGGACAAAGAGAGAGAAGACAAACCACAGGACGAAGACCUUCCAAAAGAAAACGAUAUUGCACUAUCGGGCAGAGGACCUGUACUAUUUAGCACUGAGGGAGUAAACAGUCUGGAAAAAGAAUUACGAGCACCUGAGCUAAUGGCAACGAGUGGAAAGACUCUUGAAGAGGUAAUAGAAGACUACGAAGACAGAAUUAAUGAAGAAAUUAACGAACUUCAGAGCCUAGUUAGCCUGUUGAAAGAAAAACUUGGCAACGACCUUUAUCAUACUCUAGUUCCGCAUUCGGGUUCCAGGGAUGAAGAGUCCUCAGGAAAAGACGAAACAGAUCAAGGAUUCCCGCACGAACGCCAUCCAAAAUCCCUUGAAAUAAAAAGUGGUGAAUGUGAAUAUGAUUUAAAAUCAAAAUCUUUGCUACAGGACGACGGUGAAACCGUGGAGAAUAUCUUGAGAAAGUACGAAAAACAGAUAGACGAACUUUCGAACCUAGUUACUGAUGAGAAUGAUGAGGGUGUCUCAAUUUUACCAGUGAUAUCAAAUGACGAAGACAGGAUGUCAGAUCUGGAAAAAGAAAACAAGGCAUUUGCACAUCGCUUUGCUGGUCUAGAGAAAGUGAUAGGGAGAAAUCUUCUGCACAAGUUGGAAAAUUUGGAAAACGAAGAUUGUCAAAAGAAAGAGGAAGUUGCUGAAAUAGGUCUGGAAGAUGACAUCAAGGCACCAAUAAUGAUGCAAAAGAAUGAUCAAACGCUUGAGAAGAUAGUAAAAAAUUACGAGAAGGAACUGGAAGCUUUGAGAAAACUAUAUUCAAACCAAGGCGAGGAUACUUGUGUGGAAGACAUUGUAAGAGACUAUGAAGAAAAAAUCGAUGAUCUUAAAAGCAAAAACAAGGAUGUCCACGAUAAUUACGACACACUGGCUAAUAGAGUUGGUACUGACCUAGUACAAGAUAUUUUGGCCUCAUUGCCUGAUGAGAAUCUUAAAUCCGAGAACGAAAUGGUUAAAUCCGAGAACGAAAUGGUUAAAGGAAACAACGCCAGUCAACUAAAUGCACCACUUAUCAUGAAAAGAGAUGUCGAUUCAUCUCUACAGGACGUUUUGGAAUUAUACGAGAAAGCUUUAGGACUCUUUCCGAGCUAUCCAAAUGACGAGAACUUUGUUAAUGUCAAGAUGCGUACAUUCGAUGACCUUAAGAGAGAAAAUGAGAUUUUAAAAAGAGCAAUCGGAGAUCAGGAGGCCACGGACCUGAGCCUAACGGCCAAAGAAGAAACUCAAGCCACACCUAUCACGAAACUUAAGCCCGAAUCUUUGAAAACCACAGACCGCUCAAGUAAGGAUGGCUGGGAUGACAAAUUCGUUUCUCUUGAAGAAGAGAGAUCUCAAGUUCCUAAACUUAUGCAAGACGAAGAUCCAACAAUCACAAAUGUCUUAAAUGAGAAAGAGAAAGAGAAAGAGGUGGAAACAGUGCAAAAACUACCUACUGGUCAGACAGAGGAGAGAGUCUCAAUAAGGGAGCCGAUGAAGGACCUCGAGGAUAGCAAUAAAGAAUUGGAAAACGAGAAGAGAAAGCUUCUAGAGAUGUUGCAUCACCUCGAAAAUCAAAUCGGACCUAACCUAACGGAUGACCUACAAAAUAUAAAUAAAAGUGACAAAGAGUCUGAUGGGACUGAUCUCGAUGGCACGAAGCGUUCGCGUUUAGAGGCCCCUAUUGUCAUGAAAGGUGAAAACAGAACAUUGGAAGACGUCCUGAGAAAUUACGAGAAAGAAUUAGAAGUCCUCCGAAAAAUGGUCCCAGACCAAGGAGGGGAGGGGGGUACCAUAUCAGGUAUCGUGAAAGACUAUGAGGACAAACUUGAAAGCCUCGCCAAUAGAAACAAUAGUCUCAAGGAUAGGUUGCGAGAACUUCGGGGAAAAAUUGGUGAUGAACUAUUUGAAGACCUUCAACCAGAGGUUCACAACCUUGAAGGAAUGGACGAGGGAGAGACCACCGAGAAAGAGGAAAAUGAUCAGAUGAAGACAAAGAGAGCCCUGAAGGCCAUUGAAAUAUUGAAUGAAUCUCAAAAGCCGUUAGAAGAUAUUGUGGCAAGGUAUGAAAAAGGUCUUGAGGAACUUAUAAGAGAAAACAAAGUAUAUAAGGAUGGUAUCGGUAAAGAUUUGGCGGAGGCUUUAUUGGUAAUGGCAGAAGAGGAGGACUGUCUUUCGUGUAAUAAAUUUGAUGCAAACGAACUGGAAGCUCGUUUUCUUCCAACUGAAGAUUUGUCAAACAAACGUAGGCCCACUAGUGAAAAUCAAGAUGUGAGAAAGAAAACGGAUACAUACACAAAGGACACACACCAGCCAUUACGAAGCGAACUUGACAAAGAUGAUACAAAAACAGGGUCGGAUGAUUUAAAAGCUAUUUCUCUUCUCAGAGACGAAGGAUUGACUCUUGAAGCCAUUUUAAAAAGAUACGAAAAAGAAUUGGAUGCACUCGGACAAAUUACUAUCGGAGAAAACGAAGAUGACGUUAACGUGGCUGACCUAAUUGCAAAUUUCCAAAAUACCAUCGAAAAAUUAGAAGACAAAGAAAAGAUCUUAAUGAAAAAGUUGCAGCAUUUCGAAGACACGGUCGGUGCAGACCUUUAUUCCUCGUUGGACAGUUUUAAGAAGGAAAGAGAAAAAGACGAUCAGAAAGAUGAUUCUUGCGAUGAGGAAAUGGACAUUAGCGUUAUUAAUCUGAUGAAAUGUGAGGGGAAAAACUUAGAAGACGUCAUAAAAAACUACGAAAAAGAGCUGUUGGCAUUAAGGAAGCUGAUGCCUGGUGAAGAUAAUGAAAUAGCUGACAUUGUCAAAGAGUACGAAGGGAAAAUCAAAGACCUACAGGGAAAAAACAAGGAUCUGACACAUAUCCUUGAUAAUCUUGAAGACAAUAUCGGAAGCAGUCUUUUUGAAGACCUCAAAGGAGCAAAGAGGCCUUUAGAUGGUACAGAAAAGACAAGUAAGGAGCAAGAAAGUCCCAAGAAGCUGCAGACAAAGAAUAGGAGGGUAUUCCCCUUGGAAAAGCAGUUAGAGUUUUAUGAACAAGAUCUGGAUGAAAAGGAAAACGAAAAUAAAACUUUGAAGGCCUCUGUUGGGCCAAGGCUUGCCAAUUUUCUGUUAAAUUUAGCGGCAGAAAAGAAGACACCAUUGUUAAUUGAUUCAGAAGAGCAAUGUGCGGUCGACAGUAUAGACAGCAAAGAGCCAUUUACUUCGAUGUCACUGGAAAAAGGAUCAGACCGGGUGUUUCAGUCAUUUGACAACAAUAACAACGAUAAAGAGGACAUCAGCUCAAUUCCUGGCUCUGAUUAUUUGAAAGCUCAGUCACUCAUAAGAGAUGAAGGCAAGACUGUAGAAUAUGUAUUGGGAAAGUACGAAAAGGAGCUGGGAACAGUAUCAAAAAAACUAUCCUCUGACGAGGGAGUAUCGUUUCUUGACGUGGCCACAGACUGUGAAGAAAAGAUCAUUAAACUGGAAAAAGAAAACGACCACUUGUUAAGCAGGCUGAAGGACAUAGAGCUGAGAAUUGGAACCGCCCUUUUAGAUAAAAUAGAGGGGGGUGAGCAAGAGAAAGACUCAGUUCUUCAAAAUGAAAAAAAUGAAGACGAUGAUAUGGCGAAUACUUUAAAGGCUCCAGAGAUUAUGCAGAGUGAGGGAAAAACUCUAGAAAAUGUAAUUAACAGGUAUGAAAAGGAGCUCACUGCCCUAAGGAGUCUCGUACCAAGUGACGGAGAGGAAGUAGGUUCUAUAGCCGACAUCAUUAAAUCCUACGAAGAUAAGGUUGACCAGCUAAGAGCAGAAAGUGAGAGGCAGAGACUUGACUCAGACAGACUGAUACAACGGAUUGGGCCCAAACUUGUUGGAGAUAUUAAAAAACUGAACGAAAUUAGUAGUGAGGAAACCGAUGGUGACAUGCAAGAAGAUAAGAGCUCAGACCUCAGGUCAGAAAAACAAGACAAAGAUCUAAAGGUAACCAAGAUCAUGGAUGUAAAGAAGUCAACUUUGGAAGAUGUUUUAGAAACCUACGAGAGUGCCCUUGGAGCUCUCUUAAGUGAUGCCUUACCAUUCUCCGAUGAAUUAAACGAAGGGAAUAUCAUGGCUGAUUACAACAGCCCCAUCGAGAAAUUAAAGGAAGAAAACGAAAUUCUGAAAUGUCGCAUCGGUCCAACUCUGUCAAAACGACUAUUAGGUAUCACAAAGGACGAUAACUGCGGUGCUCGCAAUAAUGAAAACGAAGACGGAGAAACUGUGGAAACAAAAGACCCCUAUGUGGACAAGAGCAGAUUUUCGAAGAGCUCAACAUAUCAAAGGAGGCCUCAAAGUAAUGUUUUGUCGCCAGAAGAACUAAAAGCUGAAAUUUUCAUUGAGGAGGAAGGACAAACGAUAGAAGACAUCUUGAAAAAUUACGAGAAGGAGCUAGAAGUUCUGAAGUCCCUUGUUCCCGUCCAACCGGGAAAAUCAGUUGAGUCUAUCUCUGAUCUGGUGCUAAAAUAUGAGCGCGAGAUCGAUGCCUUAAAAAAUGAGGGUAGCAAUCUAACCAAUCGUUUAGGGUUCUUAGAGGAAAAACUCGGUCCAGAUCUCAUGGUUGACGUGGAAAAUCAAAAUUUGUCGAAGAGGGCUGAAAAUGACGACAGUUUUCAAGAGCUAAGGAAAAGUGAGCUUCAGGCUCCAAAGAUUAUGGCAGAGGAACAAAAAUCAUUAGAGACUGUUGUAAGUUGUUACGAGAAAGAACUCGAUGCCCUUCAUAAAUUAGUCUCUGACCAAGAGGACAGCCAACAAGUGUCAAUUUCAGACAUCAUCAAGGACUACGAAGAUCAACUCAAUGAAUUUAGAACCGAGAUUAAGGAUCUGAAACUAAAUUCCAGCGCCUUAAAUGACAGACUCGGUAUCAAUCUGGUUCGAGAAAUUGAGGGGCUAUUCGACGAAGGGGUAGACAGGGAUGAAUCUUCCGACGCUGCACGCAACCCUGGACAGAAAAAAGAAGCUUCCGAAUUAGAGAAACAGCUUAAAGCACCCAAAAUAAUGCAUAAGGACAAUAAAACACUAGAAAGUGUUCUUGCAACUUACGAGGAUGCACUUGGACUUUAUAUCAUUACUGCCGGUUCUCCGAACGAAGACUUGCACGAAGCAGAUGAUAUAGACACUCACUUGCGGAAUUACAAGGCCCUUAAAGAAGAAAACGAAGUCUUGAUUGGUGCACUAGGGGAGAACCUGACCCGGGACAUAGUGGAUGCGGCACCGACGGACCACCUUAGUUCCCAGGACAAAGUUCUAACUAAAUCAGAGGAGAAAUGUAGAACACCCUCCACCACGGAAAGACUAGACGGGCGGCCUUUAGAAAUGAAGGCCAAGGCUCUGAUGAGAGACAAUGGAAACACUAUUGAAGAUAUUUUGAAGAAAUAUGAAGAGGAUAUUGAAGCUCUCUCGAAGCUAGUUCCAUACGGGACUGGCGGCAGCUCUUUGAUUUCAGAACUUGUGAAAGACUACGAGGGGAAGUUGGAAAAUUUGCAAAUCGAGAAUAGGAGCCUAGAAAACCAGUUGAAAAGCCUGAGAAAGAGUAUUGGUCAAGAUCUUGCGAGAGACCUGGAAAAUCCAGUGCUGGAGGUGGAGAAGGGAGGAAAAGAUUUAAAAGCUCCCUUGAUAAUGCAGGAAGAGGGAAAAUCUUUAGAGAACAUCUUGAGAAAAUAUGAAAGAGAACUGAGAGCGUUCCGAGAAGCUGAUCCAGGUCAAGAGGAAAACACGCCCACGAUAACGAGUAUAGUCAAUGAAUAUGAAGACAAAAUUGAAGAAUUGAAAACCCAAUAUGAAAGCUUGAAGGAAGAAUCCAGCUCUCUUAAAGAAAGCAUUGGUCUGGAACUUGCAAAGGACGUCAUGUCAGUGAAGGUUGAAUUAAACUCCCCCGAGGAAGGGCACAGAUCAAUCAAAACACCAAAGUAUAAAGCUACCAAAAUCAUGCAAGAAAAGGAAACAACCUUAGAAGAUGUUCUGGAGUCAUACGAAGCAAUGUUAACUACAGAAUCUGGUGAUGUUGAAUUUUCAAGCGCUGAAAAAUGGGAAAUUUUGAGAGAAAAAGUUGGAUCUGAGCUCGUAAACGAAUUGUUGCUUCCUCCAAAAGAGACUGUGGGAAUUAAACAAAAGUGGGAAGCAGUCAUAAGAUUAAAGGAAGAGAACACAACCCUUGCAGAUAUUUUAGAGACCUAUGAAUCGGAGCUGGAGAGAUUAACGAGAGAAAAGAAUGCGAUUGAGGCGCUAGUCAAAGACGAUGAAAAUGAUGGUCAAUCUGCUCUCGACGUAAUUUCACAAUAUGAAGAUGAAAUCGAACAUUUAAAGAACAAGAAUAUAGAAAUGGAAAAUAAAUUGUCCACAUUGAUCGCAAGAAUGGGAGAUAACUUGGUCAACGACAUUCUCAGAUUGAGCUUUAAGGAGAAAACGAAGUUAAAGCCGCCAAUAAAAGCACUCAAGAUGAUGGAAGAUGAAGAAAAGCAACUUUCAACCAUUAUGCAGGAAUACGAAAAUGAGAUUGGAAAAUUGUCAAGAGAGAAUGAAACUCUCAAGACGAUCGCCAACACAGAACAUGGGAUUGACAAUGGUGAUUCGAUAACAAAUCUUGUCACAAAUUACGAAAUGAAAAUUCAAGAACUUGUCCAAGAAAAACAGGAUAUUGAAACGAACCUUGGUGUGUUAGCUGAUGGGGUAGGACGAGACGUGGCGAACGAAAUCUUAAACCCUAGUGAAGCAGAAGAAAUAUUACCUCUAAAUGCUCUUAGAAUAAUGAAUAACGAGCAAAAAACCCUGGCUGAGGUUACAAAACAAUACGAGAACAGUCUCGAGAGUUUGAAGAGAGAAAUUUCUGCCAUGCGUAAUCUUGUUUCCGAGGACACAGAAAAGUUAUCACUUGCAGACAAGAUAUCAGAAUAUGAAGAUGAGAUUUCAAACUUGAAAAACAAAGUUCGAGAACAAACUCUGUUGGAAAAGAAGAUCGGGAUGGACUUGGUGCAACAGCUUAAAACACUCGGCAAAAAUAGAGCUGAAGGGAUCGUCCUCAGGGCAGUGGAGGUCAUGGAGAGAAAAAACGAUACAUCCCUCGAGGAUAUUUUAAAAGACUACGAAAACGAACUAAAGGAGAAGGAUCACGAAAUCUUAACGCUUAAGGAACUGGUGUCCGGUGACAUACUAUCGAUUGCUACAUCCCAAGAAAGUGAAAUAGAUGAACUCAAGACCGUAAAUAAGAUCCUUGCCAAUGAGCUUGACGUGAUAUCUGAUAAAGUUGGUAGGGAACUUGUUAAUGAAAUAUUGAACACAUCGAAUAAAACACCGACAUCGCAAAGCAACCACGUUUACCAUAAUGCAGUCCGACGAAUGGAAGAUGAAGGAAAGUCACUCGCAGAUGUUUUAGACGAAUACGAAAAGGAAAUCGAAGCAAAGCAUAAUGAAAACGAGGAGCUCACCAAGAAAGAAGGUACACUUACAAAACUCUACCAUCAAGUCGGGAGCGAUCUCUUUAAUGAGAUUUUGAUGGACAAUCUCUCCGAGAGCUCUUGCACCGACAAACAGCCUCUUUUUGAAGCCUCGGCAUUGAUGGCGGAGAAAGAGGAGACCUUGGGAGAGGUUAUUCUCGGUUAUGAAAGAGAGUUAGACAAAGUUAAAAGGGAAAACGGCGCCCUUCGUGCAUUGACAGAGACGGAAGGUUUGGCCAAUAGUUCAGCCAUUGAAUUUUUUUCAGAAUAUGAGGAGAAAAUUCAAAAACUAAGCACUGAGAAUCUGGAGUCCAACAAAAGGCUGCAAAAACUAACUCUCACGGUGGGAGUGGAAUUGGCUGAACAAUUGCUGAAGUUACCGCACGGAGUAAAAAACGUUCCCCAGGAUCCUAUUAAUGACUUGCAGGCGUUGAAAACUGUCAAGGAAAAUCAAGUCACAUUAGCUAAUGUUCUGCAAAACUACGAAAAUAGACUAAAAGAAGACGAAAAUGUUGGCACUGGUCCAUUGGUGUUCAGAACGGCUCUGACAGAGGAAGUAAAAUUUGCUCAGUUAGUUCGUGUUGACGAAAAGGAGCCAAUAAUUACCAUUUCAGAAGGUGAAAGAAACCCAAAAUCUCCGUACCUGAAAGCUGAGGAAACGUUCACCUUGGAGAAGGGAACAGAACGCGAGGAAAUUCAAUCAAGCGACCAAAACCAGAUUCCAUCAGUCGUUAGUGAGAACGAAGCUUUACGCGUCAAAUUGAGACGGCUAUCUAAGAGAGUGGGAGCAGAACUUGCGGAGGAACUGAUGAGGUCAUUAGAGGACGAAAGUAAUGAUAUGAACGCCGCAGUCACUUUUGCUUCUGUUAGGGAGCUUGAUGCCUUUGAUGACGUUGUCACAGAGAGAGCGACAUUAGCCCAGGUGUUGGAAAGCUAUGAAAUGCAAUUGAAAAAAUCACGUCAGGUCGAAGUAGGUGAUUUGAGUGGGCCUGUGGUCGAAAGUCACAUUUCUACCGAGGAUUUAACACGUGUUAACUCGAAGCCCACUGACCAAAGCGCGAAUGCGAAUUUAACUAUGCCAAGCGGUCGACUUUUAGAGGAAGUCUGUCAAAUUAAUGACCACGACGAUUUUAACCAUUACGAGGUUCCCGAUCGUGAUAGUGCAAACUCGGUAGCAAGUGAAGAGAAAACAAGCGCUAGUGAUCAACAAAAGGACACGGACAACCGUGAAACGGCAGAUUUGUGUGAUAUGGAUAUCAGUGCGCUAGAAAACCUUAUUCCGAAGGAACCAAAAAUCAUGAUACCCAACGAAGAAUCUCUGCUACCAUUACAAGUUCAAGAAGUCAUAAACGAGGAAAUCGUAAGCGUGGAGAGAUCAAGGCAAGUGGAGCAUUUCAAUCUCGAGUACAUGGAUGAAAUAUUUAGUGAUAGUUUACCCGAGAAAAAUAAAGCCGUUCAGAGUGAAGUUCCAAUCUCAAAUUGGUCUGAAAAGUAUUUAGCAGAAGCAAAAGUAGCCACAGAAAGUGGAAAUGAAGAAGACGAUUUGGAUUGUUUGCAAAAUAGAAUAAAGGAGUUAGGGAGAGAGCUUGAGGAAGUAACUAUUUUAAAAGAGAAAUACGAAAAAGAUGUCCAAGAUUUGCUUCAAGACAUUGUUGAUCUGAAAAUGAAGCAGGCAGGCGAUGACGAAGGUGAAACGCCAGAGGAGACGCGGAAAAGGAUUAAAGAAGAAAUGGAGUUGAAGCAGGACAACAAACAACUUCAAGAAGACUUAAAAAGGGAAAAGAAGAGAAGAUUGUCCAUUGAAGAAAGCAAAAGGGAUUUGCUUGAUGAGCUAAACAGCUUGAUGAGAGAGAAGGAACUUCUCCUUAAACAACAAAGUGACGACAAAGAAAACGGAAAAUUAUUAGAAGAUAUGAUCAGCUUAAGGAAGAAGCUCGGAGAAUUCGACACAGAAAACAAACGUUUAAAGAAAGAAGUUAAGGAACUAAAAGAAGCAUUAAGCGAGGUAAUUGUCACUCACGAUGAAGAAAAAGAGAGAGUGUUGGAAGAGUGUGAAAAAGAGAAGUCAGAGAUGAUGGAAGAGCUGGUGGCCUCUAAACGUGAGCUCGAGUCCCAGCUUCAAGAGUUGUUUGCCAUGAAUGAUGACCUUAAAGGAACUAUUAGCAACCUUCAAGAGGAACUGAAAGAAUCAAGUGAAAGGUUCUCCACAGAAAUUGAUGUUCCAAACGAAAAUAUCGAAAGUGGAACCUCAAAAGGUGUCAGUCACGAAGACAAUGGCUUGUUAUCACAAACAUUAAAACAAGAAGGGGGAGAUCAGGAAACAAAACAAGGAAAGAGUCCAUCAACGGAGUUACAAAAUCUCGCAGAACAAUGGAAGACAGAAAGAGAUGAACUGCAAGAAAUGUUCAAGGUAGAAAAAGAAAGGCUACAAAAAACGUUUGAUGAUGAAUUGAAGAGAAAGCUAGCUGAAAAUGACGAGCAACACAAACAGAGAAAUGAAGAAAUGGCGACGGAAAUAAAUCGAAAGUUUUCUAUAGAGAAAAAGGAAAUAAAGGCGUCUGUUGAGAAGAAGAUAUACGAACAAUUUCUUGAAAAAAAUAUAGCAGCAGAAACCGACUUCCAUGAAAUUCUUUCUAAGAUCUUACAAGAACACUCUAAAGAAAUAGAAAACGUUGAGAUUGAUAUACUGAAAGCAGAGGAAAGAUUCCAGGAAGAUAAAAAUAAAUUGUUAGAACAAAACGAUAGUGAAAAAGAAGCCCUGAAGAAGAUGCACGAGGAAGAAAAGAAGGCUCUUGAAUCAACUAUUCAAAACCUUCUUAAAGAGGUAGUGAAAUUGAAACAGCAAAGAAAAGAAAUUAGACUGAUACACAAGAAAGAGAAAGAAACUAUGGAAGAAAUUUACGAACGGGAUAGGAUAAAGCUCAAGGAAGACUGGGAACUAUACAAAAGAGACUUAUUGAGCAAUCUUCAAGAAGACUUCGACAGCAAGUUGGCAAACGAGACGCAGAAGCAUGAGACAAAUUUGGAGGAUUUCAAAGAGCAGUUGGAAAAAUCCGAACAGAGGAGAAAAGAACUAGAAGAUCGUCUCAAAGGACGUGCCAUCGAUAGUGACAAGGCAAAAGUCUAUGAGGAUGAAAAAGGUGUUAGGAGUGGCCAAGAGGACGAGGCUUAUGGAAAGGAACUGAGGUCCGUAAAGAAAACCUUAGAGGAAGAAUAUGAUAAGAAACUGAAAGAGGAGAAACGUAAGUUUGAAGAAACACUGCAGGGCUUAAGGCGAGAAAUUGGAAACCUGCAAGAAAAGCGACGACUUAUUCAAGAUAAGAUAUACAACCAGGAUCCUUCCCUUGUAGACAGGAAUUUGGUAGAGAAAAGCAUUGCUAAUUACAAGAUGGAGAUACUGUCUAAAAUGGAAGAAGAAGUUGCACAAAAAAUAGCUCGAGAGAAAAAGUCUCUUGAGGAGACAAUCAGUGAACAACAGUUAGAAAUCGAUGAACUGAAGAGGCAACGCUGGGAGCUGAGGAACCAGUUGAGGCGAGAUCGUAGCAGGUUAGAAGAAGAGUUUGAACUAGAAAAGGAAAGAAUGGAAAACCAGUUCUUAAAGGAAAAGGAAGACCUGAAGAACAAGCUUGAGGCAAGAUUACAACGGGAGAUGACAAAGAGGACAGAAAAAGUCAAUAGGGCAAUAAGUCCCAUCUUUACCGAAUCCCCUUACAGCCCACAAGACUCCCCUAGGAGGCUGAGAUCGGAAAAUUUGGCCCUCAGAGACGACAAUCAACGCUUGGAGCUAGAAAUGAGGCAAUUAACGAGCCAACUGCAAACCUUGGAAUCCAACUUUCAAGAAAUCAUGUCUUCAGAAAGGACGAAGGUUGAAAAAAUGAAGAGAAUUCAAGAAAGAAUGCCCAAGAAGGUUACCUUCUCAGACGAGAUAGAAACAAGGAGCUUGGGUGACACCGCUAGUGAUCCUAACGAAACUGUGCUGCAAGAACUACGCCACAGAGAUUCUCAAGUCAGAGAAUUGUUGGAACAAAAACACUUUUAUGAGGAAGUUCUGUCUGAGCUCUGCGAAGAAGCUGGGCUCUUUGAACUUUACCAAAAUGUUGUAAUUUAACUGAAAUAAUAUCGAUAUUUUACUUGUGGAUGAAGGGCACAAUUCUACAUUGUAUAUAUUUUAGUUGUGUGUUAUUAUAUUGAUCACCAGCUCGUAAUUCCAGUGAUAUCGGAGCUAAGGUUAUUUUACCAAAUACUCAAACUUAGCUUUCAUUUGGCAAAAAAGCAAUGAUAACUAAAAUGUUUGUUAUCUACUUCAAGGAAGAUACACUUGUUUUGCUGAAAUCGCACCUGUGUGCAAGUAUUUGUUAUAAAAUGCGAGUAUACAAUUUUUUGUUAAAUUGCUAGACGUGCAACCUAACCAAAAUAAAUAGUACCGUUAACGUGAAACCUGUAGCGCGAGCAACUGAAAAUUGUAACCAUGCUUAGUUGUACAUUGUGCUUUCAUUAGUUUUUACCUUUAAAAAAAAUUAUUCCAGAAUUGACACUAAAAAGGAAAAAGGAAAGACACAGAAACUAAUU